Pelagomonas calceolata is the source of this 1172-nucleotide messenger RNA. The record is from the annotation of a GenBank genome assembly. NCBI's taxonomy places the organism in Eukaryota, Pelagophyceae, Pelagomonadales, Pelagomonadaceae.
GCAAGCUCUGCGUGAAGGCUGCCCCGCGGCCCCAUUUCGCCCGUCGUGCCCUGCGCGGCCCCAUUUCGCACCGCAUCGAUCAUUUAAAAAGUCGCAGCGCCCCAUACAAUGGCCAAGAAGCGCGCCCACCAGCUCCUCGUGAGCAUCGAAUCCCUCAUAGUGCUCUGGCUGGUCUGCAGCGGCGCGGAUGGCUUCCUGACGAGCACGGCAGCCGGCCGCACACUACUCGCAUUUGCGGCCUUCGGCAACCUCGCUCCGCAGCAAUUCCAAGAUUUCUGCAAGACGGGCCGAUGGUUUAGCGCCGACUUGGUGCUGGGCACAAUAGCACAAACAACCGUCGCCGCGCGGCACCUCGGCAGCCGGCCGGCCCUCGACGCGUGCGCGCUCGUGGCGUUGUUCGGGCUCAUGCAAUUAUUCUGGGCGAACGGCCUGAAUCUGUGGUGGGACUUUCAGUUGGGCGCGGACAAAGUCGCGGGCAACGAGGGUGACGACAAGCGACUGGCCGAGGGCAAAGUAUCGCUCCAAAAGGUAACGCGGCAGACGCGCAGCAUGGGACUUAUUACGACCAUUCUGGGUAUCUGCGUCGUGCGGCGCUGUCGCUCACAAGUCGCCGCGACGCUCCUGUGCACUACUACCUCUUUCCUACUGGCUGGCUACUCGACGCCGCCGUUGAAAUUCAAGUACCGCGCGCUCGGCGAAGUAUGUCUGUUCGUGUGGGCUAUGUGUCUCAAUGCGCUGCUGGCGCUCGUGGCGCUUGAUGUAAAUCCGCUGUCGCCGAAAUUUGUGGGCGCCUCGGCCGUCGCGGCGCUUCUGCGGGCCUAUCCGAACUUUUGUUUCAACGUCCGCGACGCCAAAACGGACGCUCGGGUGCCGGGCCUCAGAACGGUCGCGAUCCUACUGGGAGAAAAUGGCAUACGACGCGCCUACCGGUGGUCCGUCUGCGUCGUGCUCCCGGCCUGCGCGGCGGUGCUGGCGUGGGUUGCUCAAACGGUGUCCGACGAUCGAUUAACGGGCGGCGCGCCGGUGCUCGUUUCGAUAGGCUUGGUGCCCCACGGUGUCGCCGCGCUGCGCGAGCCGGUCGAGUCCUGGGCCUUCUACGACCACACGCAGCACGUGACGGCGCUCAUGUUGUGCGUGCAGACGGCCCAGCUCCUUGUAAGCUAACACUACUC